AUUCCUUUCUUCUCUGUAUCAAGUUGAUAGAUUCAACUAAUCAGACUGGAUAAGAAAGUUUCAUUGAUUGUAAAGAACUGACGUGAUUGAGAUCGGUUUGGAUUUUAUCAUGAGUUCAUUCAUACAUCUUUUUACAUUACUUUUGAGUUUAGUUAAUGAGAUUCAUUCAAGUCCUGCUCGACAAGAAACGAGUAACUCUCAUACUGGUCAAGGAACUUAUUGGGGUGGAAAUUGGGCUGGUGGAAAUUGUGGUUUCUCUACUUGGCCACAACCGAGCAAUUAUCCAGAGAUUGCUAUUUCUGGAAGCUUAUGGGAAAACGGCGCAUACUGUGGGGCUUGCUUGAAAGUAAAAGGGCCAGGUGGUCGAGCCAAGGUUGGGAUCGUAGGAGAUCAGUGUCCAGAUUGUCCCCCUGAUGGACUUGAUAUGGAUCCCGCUAUGUGGUCAGCUGUAACAGGAAAUGCUUCUCCAGGGAAAAUACAGAUUACUUGGGAGGUGGUAUCUUGUGGAAUGUCAACUCCUAUCAAGCUCAUUAACAAAGUGGGAGUUUCUGCACAUUGGUUUUCAAUGCAGGUAGCUGGAUCAAAUAACCCAGUGAAAUCAUUGGAGAUCUCAACUGAUCAGGGUCAAACUUGGCAGCCCACCAAGCGUCAAGCAAGCAGUAAUUUUUUUCAACCUGAUAAACCUGCUCAAGGACCGUCUGGAGAUAUUAGAGUGACCUGUAGCAAUGGAAAAACAAUCAUCACUAAGAAUGUUGCUUUUACAUCUUCUGGAAGUCAAAAUGGAUCUGGAAAUUGCUGA
Molecule: messenger RNA, 799 nt
Organism: Melampsora larici-populina 98AG31
Lineage: Eukaryota; Fungi; Basidiomycota; Pucciniomycetes; Pucciniales; Melampsoraceae
Exons: 6
Coding region: 110-799 (229 amino acids)
Source: RefSeq, a predicted model, not a curated record